Molecule: messenger RNA, 4371 nt
Organism: Episyrphus balteatus (marmalade hoverfly)
Lineage: Eukaryota; Metazoa; Arthropoda; Insecta; Diptera; Syrphidae
Gene: spir
Product: protein spire
Exons: 17
Coding region: 935-4285 (1116 amino acids)
Biological process (GO): actin filament network formation; cleavage furrow formation; actin nucleation
Cellular component (GO): cytoplasmic vesicle membrane; cell cortex
Molecular function (GO): actin binding
Source: RefSeq, a predicted model, not a curated record
UCAGUAACGAAUAAGUUAAACUAGCGUGUGGAUUGGUCUGUUGUAUAGAAUCGGUUUACAUGCAGAAAAAUUAAUAAAAAUACAUUUUUUGUUUUAUGGAAAAAUAUUAUUUAUAUGUUUUGUUAAUUUUUAUUUAUGUUUAAAAUUAAAAAUUAGAAAAAAAUAAAUACAAUUAAAACUUAUAUUUAGCAAAAGUGACGACAACGUACAAUUAAAUUAGAUUCUUUUUCUGUUUUAAGUGAACAUACAAACCUGCUGUAACCCCUCUUGUCCCUACUCGUUUCUUAUUUUUUUUUCUGUCGUUUUUUGCCUAACAACGUUGAAAAGUGCAGUGUUGUGACACUAUAAAAUCCCCCCAAAAGGAGUGUCAAGGUUGUGCCGCUGUGUGUAUACUGCAAGUCCUUCGCUCCCAGAAGUUUAUUUAUGUAAAAAAUGCGAGUGCUCCUUUGAAGUGUGUGAGAUUCUUCUUAAAAAAAUCGAUCCAAGGAUUUGAAUUGAAAAAUCAAUUUUAAUUACUUCCUACAACUAUUCUGCUAGUUGAAAUACAGGCUGGUCCUUAUUACCCUCCCAACACUUUGUGUGAAUUUAAAAAAAAUUAAGUUUUCUCUGAAACUGAUUUUUUUGAAGUAAAAUUGAAAAGUAAACAAACACCUGUCAGUUUGUGUGAUGUGAUUAUUUUGCAGAUCUUUUAAAAAUAGAAAUUCUCUCAAAAUUUGACACAAUAACGGUAUUCGUUUGCAGUUCGUCUCGUUUUUGUAUAUUUUCGCCCUCCCCCCAAUUCGCCGUAAUUUUAUUAUUUGGCACAAUUUUGCUUCUAUUUGUGUUUAUUUAUUUUUUUGUGUGGAAAAAUUUGUGAAAAUCAAUCCAAAAUUUUUUGUGGAAAAAAAGGAUGAAAAAUAAUUUUGUGUAAAAUUUUUCAUGUCGACAAUGUAAUAUGUUAGUUCAUCGUGUAGAAUGUCCAAACGACGAGUUACCAUCACGCACGUGUAAAAAAGUCGUGGAUAGUGCCGUUAGACUUUUUAUUUCUGCUCCUGGUGCAGGAAUUCGUCCUGAAAUGGCUGAGGAAAUUUCAGAAACUACUCCUGGCAAUGGUGGUGGUGGGGCAAUACAGCAGCAAAGAGCUGCUGCUCCACCUCCUUCUUCAAACAGGACAAUGACACAACAACAACAAAUGGCUGAUAAUAACAAUUACAAUGACAAAACAAAUGGCCAACAACAGCAACAAACAACGACGACGACGAAAAAUAAAACAAAAAUUCUAGACGAAACUGAUAGCAAUAGUGGUUUAAGCAGCUCCCUACCGCAACCACAACCCCCUCAAACAAAGGGUGGAUGUGGUGGUGGGGGCAAGACACAAACAACAACAACUACUAUGACGACGAUUUAUGACUGUUCAAGACCAGAGUCUUGCAUUAGCUUGAAGACGAUUUUGAGUUCGUUUAAUGCUCCGCUGUCGGAGGAACAAGCGUGGGCGCUGAUCUAUCAGUCGGUAAAAUUGUACAAGGAUGUGUUCCAGAGACAGGAUACUCAAUUUUCCAACGCAGACGUGCCAGAUAAUCUGGAAGAUGUCAGCGUUCACAAUGAUGGAACGGUGCAUAUUAGCUUCCGCCAACAAAAUGGUGAACAUAACGACUCCACAACCAUAGCAUCCCAUAAAAAGAUUGUUUGCAAACUUGGAAUGAUCGUUUAUACCGCGCUAGAUUAUAACCUGCAAGCUGAAGAUGAAUGUCCUAUGUCACAAGAACUGGAACAACUCAUAUCGCAUAUGACCGCUGAUGAUGCCGACGAUGACUGCAUUGACGAAGGCAUUGACGAGGGCUACAAGCGAUGGGAUGAUGAAUCUGAGUGCAUGAUCGAUGAGAAAUGCAACAACGAAACCAAAGACUUGGACUAUGUUCUAGAGGCCUGCAAAGAUCAUGUCAAGCCAACUGUACCUGAAGAUCACUACAAAGCUGUUUGUCGUGCGCUUGUAACCGAAGCAUUAGAAUUACGAAUAUUUUUACAAAAAGUCUUUAAUGGUGAUACUGAAUCGUUGCGGAUAAAAGCUGAUUCUCAAACUUCUAAGCAGGAACUUGCUAAACUGGGAUUCAGUGAUUGGACUGAAGUGGAAAUUUGGAGGGCAGUUCAAGCAAGAUUUUGGGUGCAAGUUGUUGAUCAACUUAGACGAGGUGUGAGGCUGAAGAAGAAUGAAUUUUCAAGGACACCAGUUGAAUUUGAACUGACGCCUUACGAAAUUCUUAUGGAAGACAUUCGAUCAAGAAAGUACAAUUUGCGUAAAGUGAUGGUAAAUGGUGAUGUACCAAGGCGUGUGAAAAAAGAUGCUCAUGCUGUGAUAUUGGAAUUUAUAAGGUCACGGCCGCCAUUAAAGAAGGCCUCUGAGCGUAAAUUACCACCUCCGAUUAAAAGAACUCCAUCCCCAAGGGAACAACUAAUGGACUCCAUCCGAAAAGGGCGAGAAUUGAAGCAUAUACAACCUCCAGCACCUUUGAGGCUAAAAGAUCGAUUACUUCCACCACCGUCAUCGUCGUCAUCACAAACCGUGGAGACGCUCAAGAAAGAGGAGCGGUCCGAAGCGCACAGCUCCCCCAGAUCGAAGCAGAGGCUAAUCAAAGUCGACUUCUCAUUGCUCCAGGAUGAUAAUUAUUUUGACGAUUCGCCAGCAUCUGGAUCAUCGUCUAUUAUUCAUCAGCAAACCUCAUCGAUUUGUUCACAGCCAAAAAUGCCUCCAUAUCCAAUUGGAGGUUAUAUGCCUGCCACAAUUCCACCAGCACCCACCAAAGUUGUGAGACGAACAAAGGAUACAAUUACAGAAGACGAAUAUCACAGAUUUUUCGACAACGCACUGGAAUCAUAUGAUCUUGCUACACAAUGCGAAUCACGACGUGCAUCGAUGCGACGGCACACUAUUGUCGGCUGCCAGAGUAAUUUAGAUGAAACGCAUUCAAUGCCUGCGUCUCGUCCAGAUUCCCGACAGUCUGAUGUGCAAUCAAUCGCCGCUGGCACAGAUGGCAACCACAGCAACAGCAAUAGCAGCAAUAAAAUGCAACAGCCACAACAUCAUCAGGUAAAGUCGAUUAUCAAAAAAGAACGGCCACAACCGCCUAGUUCUUCUUCUUCUUCGUAUACGAAAAUGUCAGAAAAACACAAGUCUUCAACACACGAUACUGAUACUCCUAAUAAAUUUCAACAGCACAACAAUAAUUUAGAUCAGAGCCCAGGUGGCGUUGGUGGCAGUGGCAGUGGCAGUGGUUUAGGCGGUGGUGGUGGUAGUAGCAGCAGUUGUAGUCGAUCAUCGUCGAUCGGUGCUUGGACCAAAUCGUUUCUCGACGAAAAGCAUUGGCGCGAACGAGGUGACGAUCGGCUAUCGCUAACUCUCGAAGAGAUUGUACACAUCCGCUCUGUGAUGACGAAGGCCGAACUGGAAGGUCUUCCGGUGGGAGUGCGUGUUAAGGAGGAUGUUGAACGACGGAAAGUGUGCUUUUUGUGCCUGCGAACACGUUUCAGUAUUUUCGGGCCAUGGGGUAUUCAGUGCAAACUUUGCCAAAGAACUGUUUGUUCAAAGUGCUACACUAAGAUGCGAAUACCAACUGAACACUUUCGCAACGUUCCGGUGGUGCUUAUAUCGCCAUCCUUGCUCUCAAGCCCGGCUGGUUCGAGCACACCCUCACCCUCACAUCAUGCGCACAUAAAUGCCGCUCAUACGUCUACAAGUAUCUUGGAUGAAUCAUUUCCUAAAUCAUUGAUUGAGCGAUUGCUUCGCUCUGAGUCAGAGCGAAAGACUCGUAAUUCGGUUGGCAGUGCUCCAUCGUCACCAAAACACCUAAGAUCAAACAUUAGUACUCCAGGUUCGGCUCAUGUUACUCAUGAAAUGACCAAGUCAAUGAUGACAGCUGCAAAUGCUGAAUCAUCAUCGUCAAACGGUGUCGAUGGAUACAACAAAGAGAAUCAACAAAAUGGCAGUGCCACAAAUAAAAACAUUAGCAUCAUGUCACGCAGCGUCGAAGGACCACGGAGCUUGCCAGUUUCAAGCCCAGCUAGACCUCAUUCAAAUAGUAGUACCUUGGAUAGAAAAACCAAAUUCACACGCGCAUUUACACUCUCUUCAUCGGGACACCUUAGUUCCGAUCAAAAGGAGAACCUUCGAGGAGAACUAAUGGCAGUGUGCAACGACUGUGAAGGUCUUCUGCUUGAGAUUAUACGAUCGUCAAAACAGACAAGAUCUUCAGCAAGAAAUCGUGCUCUUAAAAAUCUCACACUUGAUCUAUCGCCAGUUUAUAAGCGAUGAAUCAACUUAAUUCAUUUCUCUUCCAAUAUUAUCUUCAAUGUCAAUGCGCGAAAUCUUCAAAUUGUAAAUUAUUAAAAAAAAACAAA